AAGCAAGUCCCUUUAGCUCUAACCCUUUUUUUCUUCUUUGUUUCUGAUAAGACAAAAUUCAUUUAUGGCGGAUAUCUCGGGAAACGGCUAUGGCAACGCCAGAGAAGAAGCAGUGGUGGUGAAUCUCAAGGAAGAAGACGAACACCAACAACAACAACAAACAGAAGCUAUUCUUAGUAACCCUAAACCCUUGAAGAAACAAAACUCUCUCCUCUCAGUCUCUGUCCCUUUCUUACAAAAGUUGAUGGCUGAGUUUGUGGGAACAUACUUUUUGGUAUUCACUGGUUGUGCAUCAGUGGCUGUAAACAUGCAAAACGACAAUGUAGUGACUCUUCCAGGGAUAGCCAUCGUUUGGGGACUUACCGUCAUGGUCCUCAUUUACUCUCUUGGUCACAUCUCCGGUGCUCAUUUUAAUCCGGCCAUUAGUAUCGCAUUCGCCUCUUGCGGCCGUUUUCCUUUCAAACAGGUUCCGGCUUAUGUGGUAGCACAAGUGAUGGGAUCAACACUAGCGGCUGCGACUUUACGACUGUUGUUGGGACUUGAUCACGACGUUUGUAGCGGCAAACACGAUGUGUUUAUCGGAUCAUCACCAGUGGGAUCAGACAUGCAAGCGUUUGUGAUGGAGUUUAUCGUCACUUUCUAUCUAAUGUUCAUCACUGCUGGUGUCGCUACCGAUAAUAGAGCGAUCGGAGAGCUUGCUGGAUUAGCAAUAGGAUCAACGGUGCUACUUAACGUUCUAAUUGCUGCACCGAUAUCGAGUGCGUCGAUGAAUCCAGGAAGAAGUUUAGGACCUGCAAUGGUGUAUGGUUGCUACAAAGGAAUAUGGAUAUACAUAGUUGCACCAAUACUUGGUGCGGUGUCGGGUGCGUGGGUUUAUAACACGGUUAGAUAUACAGAUAAGCCAUUGCGAGAAAUAACCAAAAGCGGCUCGUUUUUAAAGACUGUGCGAAGCGGUAGCUAGCUCUAGUUAAGGAGAAAAAGAAAGCAUGUGGCUGCUACAUGUUAAAGAAGUGAUGAGAAAGAAUUAAGUGUGAAUUGUAUAACUUUUCUCUACAUCUUAUUACGUAUGUGGAUGUAUCAAUUGCUACGUUUUAUCUCUCUCUUUUUUUUAAUGCAUAAGAUUCUAUCUU
Molecule: messenger RNA, 1130 nt
Organism: Capsella rubella
Lineage: Eukaryota; Viridiplantae; Streptophyta; Magnoliopsida; Brassicales; Brassicaceae
Product: aquaporin NIP1-1
Exons: 5
Coding region: 65-961 (298 amino acids)
Biological process (GO): transmembrane transport
Cellular component (GO): membrane
Molecular function (GO): channel activity
Source: RefSeq, a predicted model, not a curated record